UUCUUAUUCCAAUCCCAAUCCCAAUCCCAGUUGCUGAUUUAUCGCUGAGUAAUGGACGGACUAAAACCAAGCACUGCAAAUUCAUCUCCUCUCACUCCCAUCGGAUUUCUAGAGAGAGCUGCUACUGUCUAUGGCAGCUGCCCGUCCAUCAUCUACAACGACAGUGUCCACACAUGGUCCCAGACCCAUCAACGAUGCAUCAAGCUAGCAUCCGCCCUCCAUUCCAUGGGCAUCAAUCCAGGCGACGUGGUCUCCGUCGUGGCCCCCAACAUCCCCGCGAUGUACGAGAUGCACUUCAGCGUCCCGAUGUGCGGUGCGAUCCUCAACACGAUCAACAUCCGGCUCGACGCCCGCACGAUUUCCGUGCUCCUCGGGCACAGCGAGGCGAAGAUCGUGUUCGUCGAUUUUCAAUUCCAGCCACUCAUCGAGGAGGCGAUCGGACAGUUGGAGAGACCGCCAGCCCUGAUCAUCAUCGAGGAUGGGGAUGAAGAGGGAGGUCGUCUCGACCGUUCAUCAUCUCAGCUCACCUACGAAGCCCUGGUCGAGAAGGGCGAUCCGUCGUUCAAAUGGGUUAGGCCGGAGAGCGAGUGGUCGCCGAUGAUCUUAAACUACACGUCUGGGACUACUUCCUCUCCCAAGGGCGUGGUCCACUGUCACCGUGGAAUCUUCAUCAUGACCGUCGAUUCGCUGCUCGACUGGACGGUCCCGAAGCAGCCCGUCUAUCUGUGGACCCUCCCGAUGUUCCACGCCAACGGCUGGAGUUACCCGUGGGGGAUCGCGGCCAUGGGCGGGACGAACAUCUGCCUCCGUAAAUUCGAUGCGGCCAUCGUCUACGCUACAAUCCGCAAACACGGGGUAACGCACAUGUGCGGGGCGCCCGUCGUCCUUAACAUGCUCGCCAACGCCCCGGAAUCCGCACGCGUGCAGCUCCCGCACGUGGUCCAUAUCCUGACAGCUGGAGCCCCACCCCCGGCUUCGGUCCUGUUCCGGACCGAGUCGCUGGGGUUUGCGGUGAGUCACGGGUAUGGCCUAACAGAGACUGCUGGACUCACCGUGUCGUGCGCGUGGAAGGGCGAGUGGGACCGAUUCCCAGCAACCGAACGAGCCAGGCUCAAGGCGAGGCAGGGCGUACGGACCCUAUGCAUGACCGAGAUCGAUGUCGUCGAUGCCGAGUCAGGUUCCAGUGUGACUCGGGACGGGUCAACUCUAGGUGAGAUCGUGCUUCGUGGUGGGUCCAUCCUGUUGGGUUAUCUGAAAGACGCUGAGUCGACUCGGAAGAGCUUGCGGAAUGGGUGGUUUUACACCGGCGACGUUGGUGUGAUGCACCCAGAUGGGUAUAUGGAGAUCAAGGAUCGGUCGAAGGACGUGAUCAUAAGCGGUGGAGAGAACAUGAGCAGCGUCGAAAUUGAAUCAGUGCUCUACUCGCAUCCGGCCGUUAACGAGGGGGCCGUUGUGGCCCGGCCUAAUGAAUUCUGGGGUGAGACCCCUUGCGCUUUUGUUAGCUUGAAAGAUGAGUAUCAGAAAAAAAGGCCGUUGGAGACGGAAAUCAUCGCCUUCUGUCGGGAGCGGUUGCCGCAUUACAUGGUGCCAAAGACGGUCAUCUUCGUGCCGGAGCUUCCGAAGACAUCAACGGGGAAAGUUCAGAAGUUUGUGCUUAGAGAGAUGGCUAAGAAAUUGGGUACUUCAGAGUCUCCGGUGAGUCGGAUGUAGGUCUGAGUCAGUGGCCGAGUCAGUAUUAUUUAUUAUGUAGUGGAUAUAUAUAUAUAUAUAUAUAUAUC
Magnolia sinica is the source of this 1778-nucleotide messenger RNA. RefSeq names its product 2-methylpropanoate--CoA ligase CCL4-like. The transcript is spliced from 2 exons. The record is from RefSeq and is a predicted model, not a curated record. The coding region runs from base 52 to 1710 and encodes 552 amino acids. NCBI's taxonomy places the organism in Eukaryota, Viridiplantae, Streptophyta, Magnoliopsida, Magnoliales, Magnoliaceae.